Messenger RNA from Musa acuminata AAA Group (dessert banana), 996 nucleotides. Its product is annotated as gamma-interferon-responsive lysosomal thiol protein-like. The transcript has 5 exons. The coding region runs from base 122 to 862 and encodes 246 amino acids. Gene Ontology annotation, molecular function: oxidoreductase activity, acting on a sulfur group of donors, disulfide as acceptor. Lineage: Eukaryota; Viridiplantae; Streptophyta; Magnoliopsida; Zingiberales; Musaceae. The record is from RefSeq and is a predicted model, not a curated record.
GGAAGGAAAGAAGAAGAAAACCCCAUCGAUGGUCCAAACUCUCACGUAAAGAGAAGCUUGGGAUACCGUUGCCGCCGACAGCCACUUCACGCGCAAGUGAGAUCCUCUUAUCCUUCUCCCAAUGGCUUCGUUCCGCCGCCUCGGCCUCCUCCUCCUCAUCCUCCUCUGCCAUGUCUUCUCCACGCCCGUUGUUGUUUCCGGUCGGAAGGUCUCGCUGUCCUUGUACUACGAGGCGCUGUGCCCCUUCUGCUCCAGCUUCAUCGUGAACCACCUCCCCAAGAUCUUCAGCAACGGACUGAUCUCCAUCGUCGACCUCGAUUUCAUCCCCUUCGGCAACGCCAUGCUCGACCCCAACGGCUCCAUCUCCUGCCAGCAUGGCCAGUAUGAGUGCCUAUUGAACACUGUUGAAGCAUGUGCUAUAAGUUCUUGGCCCAUUGUGCAACAACAUUUUAGAUUCAUUUACUGUAUCGAGCACUUGGUUGAAGAAGGUCAAUACACCAACUGGGAAGCUUGUUUCCAACAGACUGGCUUUGGUUCAAAACCUGUCAUUGAUUGCUAUAACAGUGGAUAUGGGGAUGAGCUUGAACUACAAUAUAAAGCAAAGACAGAUGCACUUCAGCCCCCUCACAUUUACGUGCCUUGGUUGGUAGUUAACGGACAGCCACUCUAUGAGGAUUAUGAGAAUUUCGAGCAUUACGUUUGCAAAGCCUAUGAUGGAGUACCUCCUAGAGCUUGUGAAGGGCUGCUUCUAAGGACAUCCAAGAAGGAAAAACCAAACAAAGAGGAGCCAUUUUGCUAUAUUGAUGGAGUGAUCAGCCCUUCCGCAGCCGGAAAGAAGCACAAAAUGGAGCUACACUACUGACGUAAACCUUCUCAAGUGGCUUCUUCUCAGUCUUCCUUCAACAGUAAUUGUUCAGUGUAGGAUUUAUGUCUUAGAUUGAUAGGCAAACCUUUUAACUAAGGAUAUUCUCAAUGGUAGUAAAAAAAUCAUAUGUA